AAGAAGACAAAAUCCAGGCUCAGUCCUAUUUUGACCGGGACACCGACGGUUCCGCUCUCGUUUGUUGACAAGUUCAACACAACGCAAAAUACGAAUGAAUAUUCUCGAUUUCCUGAGGUCAUUCCCAUCUCUUGUUCAGUCCAGUUUGAGCCUGUACGCUUGAGUACAUAGAAAGCACAGACGUUGUCUGGUGCACACUCCGCCAGGCUAGCGCUGAUCAGAUGCAGAUCAGUCUCUCCCUCUAGCUCUCGCAAUCGCAGUGUGUAUUAAAAGCCGUUACACGGUGGAAUAUAAGCCUUCUAAAAUUCGAUGUUCUACAGAUCCAUCAGUUGUAUUUCACUCAUAUUGUAAUAGGAUGUAGACCAGGCUUUGUUGUCAGUGUCACAUCGACUGGACCAGGGCGACUGGAUCACUUUGAUUCUUGGUGGAUUUAAUAAAUUCUUAUUCAUGAUGGGCAAAAAUCGUAGAAGAAUAUGUCUAUUUGACAUGGACGGGACAAUAACACACACUCGAAAGACGAUCGAGCCCGAAAUGGUUGAUGUCCUGUUGGAGCUUCAGACUGACAUUCCAAUCGGUUUGAUCACCGGCUCAGACAUUAAGAGUGUGGAGGAUCAACUUGGUCACGAUCUCCUUCAGAUAUUUGAUUACGUCUUCGUAGAGAACGGCAUGGUGGCAUAUCAGAAGGGCCAGGUAUUUGCUAAAAAGAAUAUGUCUGAGCAAAUUGGAGAGGAAAAAUUACAAGAGGUCAUCAACUAUGUGCUACAUUAUCUGGCUGACUUACAUCUCCCGAUCAAAAGAGGAUGUUUUGUGGAAUGUCGGACGGGUAUGAUUAAUAUUUGCCCUAUGGGACGAUGCAACUCAACGUUUGAGGACAGAAGGAUAUUUUGUGAAUAUGACAAGAAACAUAAAGUCAGAGAGAAGAUGGUAAAAACACUCCGGGAGAGAUUUUCUUCCAGUGGGCUUAAAUUUUCUAUAGGAGGGCAAACAAGCUUUGAUGUGUACCCGAUGGGAUGGGAUAAGACCUUCUGUUUGCAAUACUUGGAUCAAGAGUAUGAAGAGAUAUACUUCUUUGGCGAUAGAACAUCAAAGGAUGGCAAUGACUACGAGAUCUUUCACGAUAGCAGGACUAUAAGCCACACUGUGACCAGUCCUGAACACACCAAGCAACUCUUACAACAACUGUUCUUCAGUCAGCAACCAAACACAGACUCAUGAGUGUCAUUUGAUUGCCUUGGGACUACUUUUACAGCAUCAGUACUCUGUGUAGGACUGGCACCAGACUUGCCAAUUCGUGUCCAGAUCGAAACGCUUCCACUGCUCGGCUCCCUGGAUGGCUGAAAGUUAGUCAGGAAGCAGACAUAGUGUCCAAAUACCAUAGAUGAGAGGAUCAUGCAUGUUAUGUCACUUGCUCUUCAGACAGUUUUGCUUUUCUGCAAAACCAAUCCUUGGAAAUUAUAGGUUAACUAAUUACUAAUGUAAGCCAGAGUCGUCCACCUUGGCCAAUUUCAACACAUGGUUGCAUAGGACAGUAGUCAUCACUCUCGGGGUUAUGGAUGUAGAAUUGAGCCGUGCCGAUAUUUUUAUAAAGCUCGGACAUUUCAUCAUCAGACUCAAGCACCUCUUAGCCAGGUUGGCUUUGUAAGAAUCCAACAAUAGUUUUAAUCAGUCCAGCCCAGGAUAGCUUGCUUUUCUAUCUGCAAUUUACCCCUUUUGUUUAGCCAGGUUCUCCACCAAUUAGCUCCAAUAGCUCCAUGGUGUUGUUAUGUAAUCAUCCGAACAGUAUUGAUUUUACUCUUCUGUGAAACCAAUCAUGGGCAAAAUGGUGGAACAGAUGAACAAUACAAGA
Lytechinus variegatus (green sea urchin) is the source of this 1846-nucleotide messenger RNA. RefSeq names its product phosphomannomutase-like. Bases 448 to 1215 code for a protein of 255 amino acids. Gene Ontology annotation, biological process: mannose metabolic process; GDP-mannose biosynthetic process; protein N-linked glycosylation. The transcript has 7 exons. The record is from RefSeq and is a predicted model, not a curated record. Gene Ontology annotation, cellular component: cytosol. Gene Ontology annotation, molecular function: phosphomannomutase activity. Lineage: Eukaryota; Metazoa; Echinodermata; Echinoidea; Temnopleuroida; Toxopneustidae.